UCCCUUCCCAUCAAACCCAACUUGAGCGAAUAGCUCUGACUCUGAGAAUCUCAGUUAAGGAGGAGUUUGUGACUGCUGUAGCUCCCUUAACACCUUUACUAAAACAGUUUUUCCCCAACGUGGGGGUUGAAGAGACCUUUGUCGUGCAAAGUUCGGUAUAUUGGCCAAGUAAACACUUUCUGGGAAAUGAGCCAAACUAACCGACAGUUUUCUCGGACCAAAAUGUGGCCAAGUGGGGAGAAAAGAAAGACAGGCGACGUUGUGAGCGCUCCCAGCAUGGCGCUAAAAACUGAAGAAAGUCGGGUCUGUUUUACUAAAACCUCAACAGAAAACGGUGCCGGUGGGCUGACAGAACCCGACAGUAUGGACGCAAACAUUUACGGCUCCGGACACAUUAGCCCGCUAGCCUGUGACAUGGAAAAACCCUGCUGCCAGACAGCUGCUGCUCCUCAUGAGGAGUUGUUAAACGCUGACUGCCGUGUGGGCGACAGUAGCUCUUUUUCUGCCUGCACCACAAUCUCGGAAACAACCAGGGAGCUGUGCAAAGCUGUGUCCGUGUCGCUGGGACUGAGCGACAUGGACGUUACUCUGCCCCCGCGUGCCGCAAAUGACCAAAUGAGAAGAGAGUAUUUGUUCGGAGUCGGAGCCGUGCCUCUGAAGUGCCCCGGAGCUCAGGGUGCUGUCACCGAGUACUACACGUGCCCCGAGCGUCCCCUGCACGACCAGAAGCAACUUGUGGAAAUGUUCAAAAGUUCAGAGACUGAUGCGCGUCUUCAACACCUUACCUCCACUCGGACAUCUGUGGACGAGCAGAACUUCACACUAGUGUGCGAGGCUGAUGACACAACUUCAGAAGGGACAGGUCAACUGGACAGAGCGCGUGCCGCCUCUUGUUCUUAUGCCAUAUCCGCGCCAGGCAACUUGGCACACUUCGGUCAGACGGCUACAGAGCGACCGUGCCGAGUUUACAAGCCACCUGACGAAGCGAUAGACUUCGGGGAAGCCAUGGAGAACAAGUUCGGGUGUUAUCAGCCAGAACAAUACAGCGUCAAAGUGGAAUGUGAGGACACCGGUGAAUCGGCAUUGUGGGGCAGUCAUUACACCUUUAAUGAGAAGUACAACACUCAGUGUUGGGGCUCGAGGCAGUGCAUGGAUGCACAGAGCACAGGGGCCAACACCGCGUUCAUAUGUAAUCCACAUGAAAGGAGCGUCAUCCGUCCUGAGCAGUGGUACCCUGGCGGGAUGCUGAGGCCGCCUUAUCCCAACCCCAACUACGUGAAGACUGAAGUUGGCGAAUGGCUAGAUGUCGCCUACAAUGACACCAGGUUCGAGGCUGGCAGAGAGCACAUGUUUCCCAUGGAGUUCUUCUUUCCACCACAGAGGAUGUGCCUGAUCUGUUCAGACGAGGCCUCUGGCUGCCAUUACGGUGCGCUCACCUGUGGCAGCUGCAAGGUUUUCUUCAAAAGAGCUGCAGAAGUAGGCAAACAGAAAUACCUGUGUGCGAGCAAAAACGACUGCACCAUCGAUAAGCUAAGAAGAAAGAACUGUCCGUCUUGUCGGCUGAAGAAGUGUUUCGAAGCUGGAAUGACUCUCGGAGCACGUAAACUGAAGAAGAUUGGACAACAGAAAAACCCUGAAGAGGAUCAUCCUCUUCAGGACCCUUCAGAGGUCAUCCAGAAUUUCUCUCCUAAAUCAGGCCUGAACUUCAACUCCCAGCUGGUCUUCCUCAACAUCCUGGAGUCCAUUGAACCUGAGGUCGUGAAUGCAGGGCACGACUACGGCCAGCCAGACUCAGCUGCCAGCCUGCUCACCAGCCUAAACGAACUGGGAGAGAGACAACUGGUCAAAGUGGUCAAAUGGGCAAAAGGAUUGCCAGGUUUUAGAAAUCUCCACAUGGACGACCAAAUGACCGUUAUUCAACAUUCAUGGAUGGGGGUGAUGGUGUUUGCCCUGGGAUGGAGGUCCUACAAGAACGUCAAGGGAAGGAUGCUUUACUUCGCCCCGGAUCUUGUGUUCAAUGAACAUCGGAUGCACAUUUCCUCCAUGUAUGAGCACUGCAUACGGAUGAGACAUCUUUCACAGGAGUUCCUGCUGCUGCAGAUUACUCAGGAAGAGUUCCUCUGCAUGAAGGCCUUGCUCCUCUUCAGCAUUAUUCCAGUUGAGGGUCUCAAGAGUCAGGAGUGCUUCGAUGAAUUGCGUCACACUUACAUCAAUGAACUCGAUCGCCUCAUUAACCAUCGUAUGGCGACCAAUUGUCCUCAGAGGUUCUACAAGCUCACCCGACUCUUGGACUCUCUCCAGAUGACGGUAAAGAAGCUCCAUCAGUUUACAUUUGACCUUUUUGUCCAGGCUCAGUCGCUCCCCACGAAGGUCAGCUUUCCAGAGAUGAUCGGAGAAAUAAUCUCAGUACAUGUACCAAAGAUGCUGGCCGGUUUGGCUAAACCGAUUUUGUUUCAUGAGUAGACAGAUUUUUUAUUAACAAGUGACUGAUCUUUGCUGCCUCCUUAAACUUUAAUGAAGGUACUGUUUCCCCACAUCUUCAGUCUGACCUGUAACAAUUAUUUUGUUGUUCAAGUUCUUUUGAUCCUUUUAGCCAUAAUUGAGAUUUUUUUUCAGAACUGCUAAAGCUUUUAUCUGAAACGCUGCGAGGCAUCACCUGUUGACAGCUCUGCUAUUUCUGAGUGGAGAGUUUGUGUUUUCAGCCGGAGCAGAGAUGCUACUUUACGUGCGCAGUAAGUCAUGAUUACAGCAACCUAAAAGUAGCAAUAGGUUUUGCAUGUGACCUUCGUUAUACAUACACUUGACAAGGAAAAUAAAUACAAAGAAAACAAGAUAUGGCCCAAAGAGCAGAUGAGAAUUGGAUCACAGAAAUAAACAAAUACUUGUUUUACCAUCAACUUACCAAAAUCCCAGUUUUUCUAAGUGCUGCCUUCAGGUGCACCUAUUAAAGUUGCUACUUUUUAAGAGUGAUAAAUACAACUUGGGAGGCAUUUAAGUGCUUACGUGCCUUAAAAUCAGAAAUAUAGACAAACUAACUUUCUAACAAAUGGGCAAGAUCCAUUGCUGCAACAAUUAUUGUAGAUUUGGUAAUCAAGUAUUACAACUGUAAAGCACAAAUUUGAUGUGCUACAUCAUACGUUUUGUACAGUGAACCUAAAAUUCCUAAAAGAUUGUCCUGCUGUGUGAAUGUACAGUAGUUUUAAUGCUGCAGGUGGGUAAUUAAAGAGCUGUUUUGCUGAUUUAAAUCCACCUCUGUAUCAUUGCAGUGUGGGCAGGGUGUGCAAAUGAACGUUAUGUGGCUUCGCAGCGCUCGGAGCAACAAGGGUAGAUCUCAGCAAACCUCAGCUGCUCCGAGCUCCGUGCACUGGCGCCAUGGAGGAAAGCCAAACGCCAUUCAUCUAAACACUGACCACACAAAGAUGACACAGAGCUUGAUUAAAAUCAUCAAAGUAUCCCUUUACCCACAAGGUCUACUGUGUGGACAUAUGAUAUCUUAAUAGAAACUAAAUAGUGAAAUUAGUCAAGUAGAGUACUUUGUCUUUGGGAAGAACAGCGGACAAGAUGACAGGUCAUAUCAGGUUGUAAGACAGGUGUUUAGUCUGGCAGCAGCCAUACAACCAAAACUCACAUUGUGUAGUUUAAGCAUAAACCUGGUCAUCACUAUUCACUCUUGUCUACUUCUGAAAUGAAAUACUAGACAUGAUCAGUAAUACAAUUCUUAUAAAAUACAGCAUGGUGUAACAUUUUAGCUAACAUGAAAGAAACAACCUGAGUUAUACUAUAAGCUGUAAUCGGUACAUUGCCCUUGUUUGACUGAGACAAUGCAGUAUAAUGCAGACAUCUCUAGAACACACUGCAUGCUUAUUGUCUUUCUGCACUUAAAACCUUUCUCCUCACAUUGGCAGCUAAUGUGUAGAGCUGUUUUCUUAAUGUUACUUAUUUAAAAGCACUUACAACUUAUAACUUAUGAAUAUGUAGAGGGUACAUUUGUUAAAGUAGUUGAAAUUGGAGAAACUUUGACUGGUAGUUUGUUUAAUAAGAUUUAUUUCUUCACAGCACAGCUACAAAACUAUUGAUAACUUAAUAUUCAUAAUGAAACUUUAUCACAUCAUGCCCUUUUGUGCAUGCCAAACUAUGUAUGUUUAGAUAUACUGUAGUCCCUUCAAAAAGUAUCAAAAUCCCCUUUAGAUUCUUAUUUUGCAUUUACUAUAAAUCAUAUAAAAGCAAAGCAUAGGCAUGUGAUAAAUUACAAGCUUUAAGCAAAAGACUCAUUGAUAAAACUAAAACUAAGUUGUGUGCACUUAGCACCAUCCCUGAUAGAGAACAUGGUGUCGACAGCGUCAUGAUGUGGUCGGGGGGGUUGCAGCAGCAGGAACUGGGAGUCUUGUAGGGACACAAGGAAGAGUGCAUGGCACCAAAUACAGGCACACACUGACUGAGAACUUAAUUCAAAGUGCCAGCAAUCUUAGAUUAGGAAUGUUACAAAAGGACAACAAAUAGAAACUUACAGCCAACUUAUAACUGGAAGGGCUUCAGAUGAAGAAUGUGAAAGUCCUUGACUGGCCAUGCCAAACCUCUGAGAUGAAAACCAAGAAAGAAAAUCUGUGGAUGCCUUGAAGUUAACUGAUCAAAGACACUUGAGUAAAACUGUUGAAAAGUAUUCAUUUAUGGGUUUGAAUACAUUGAACAGUUUUUGUAUUUUAUUUAAAAAAACAUAAACCAAAGUAGUAAAAACCUAAUGCACUUUGCACAUACAGCUUGGUCUACUCGAUGCAGAGUUUAGAUUACACUGAAAUGUAAAUGAACCAGAAGUGUAGCAGAUCACCGUGUUUAUGAUAAUCCUACACAAACAAAACUUCAAAUUCACUUCUGUGGUAGACUACAUCCUGAAACAAUGUUUUAUAACUCUGUAAACAAUUCAACAUUCCUUUCAGACAUUUGUAGAUGCAUGCAUCAUGUUUUUGUGUAACUGUAUGCAUCAUGUUUAGCUUUACACAAAACAAUGCAUGGACAUCCAUGUAUCUCUCCAAGUACAUGUUUAUUCUAUACUGACUGACAGCGUCCUCAUUAUUCAAUGCAUGGGGCAUCUGUCAGAUACCAUUUUGUUGUACAGUGAUAUGUUGACUAGAACGGUCAGUUUCACAGUGUUUUGUAACUGAUAUAUUCAUUCAAGUUCAAUUGAGCGUUUAGGGUACUUUACUUCAUUUGCAGAAAUGAAUGUCUUCAUUGCAACUUUUUAUACAAUAUAUGUGAACAGAAAUAGGGAAGAAAAUUCAAGUUCAGGUGAUCCAUGAGACUUGACCUCACCACAACAGCUAAUUAUAGCCCACCCUGACACUUGAAUACAGUAAAUGUGUCUGCUGUCAUUUGAGAAAGCAGCAGUUCAGUGUAAAGUUGAAACUAUACAUUAAUUAAACAUGAUAAGAACCCAUAUCAUUGCAUGUACAAAAACAGUACAACGAUUCAGAGUAUCAGUAUGUUACGUAAGCACAUAAUGCUUAAUUCUUUAUCAUAUCAAAACAUUCAGAAAUAGAUAUUUAUUGAGCCUUCUUACUUUUCCUGAUUGCACUAUAUUAGCAGACUGUUGUUGCAUUUAACAUUAUGUUUCUCUUUAUCCUUAAAAUUAACGCUGGUUCUAAAUAAAGUUGUAAUUUGUUUUAUGCUUCUUUAGCUUUAUAAUGCAUUACACAUGGGGAGUUUGAAGGCACUGCCAGUGCCAGUGGCCACACACCUUAAUGAGCCACUUAGUUGCCCUGUACAUUUUUAAUACUAAUAUGAUUUAAUCACAGUAGGCUACAGUGUUUGUAUUAUGUCAAUGGACAAUAGCUGGUAUGUGCCCAAUGUACUGCAUAUUAAACUGGUUCUUUGUACAUGCUACAGUAACUGUAUAUAUUGAUUAGUUUAAUGUGUGUUUUGGUGUCCCACCACUUGACUUUUAAAGUCAUCUCUUGUAUGAUUUAUACCUUUUGUGACUUGUGUUUUUUAAUGUGUUUUUGAAAGGCGUUAAGCUGCAUCAUCUUUUAAAGGCAAUUAAAAUAAUUCUGACUA
This is a messenger RNA of Perca flavescens (yellow perch), 6048 nucleotides long. RefSeq names its product androgen receptor (gene ar). The transcript has 8 exons. Lineage: Eukaryota; Metazoa; Chordata; Actinopteri; Perciformes; Percidae. The record is from RefSeq and is a predicted model, not a curated record. Gene Ontology annotation, biological process: regulation of DNA-templated transcription. Gene Ontology annotation, molecular function: zinc ion binding; DNA-binding transcription factor activity; sequence-specific DNA binding. Bases 187 to 2463 code for a protein of 758 amino acids.